UGAAUGCAGCAUCCUAUAUUCUGUGUGUGUGAUACAUUAUUUGUGGCAAAAAUGGAGAUGUAUUGGAAAUCUGUGCUGGUUUUAACGGUAUUACUGAUGACAGAAGCUGAGUGUUUGUCUUCAGACCUUGAUUCCCUGCAGAGAGAGUAUGCAUGGAGAUUACAGAAUUCUCCCGAGUAUUCUACGAAUAUUGGUAUAUACAAAUUCAACGACAGACCGGGAAAUUUGGCAUCAUUGGGACUCGAAGAAAAUUUUAACAAAUGUUUAGACCUUCUAAAUCGUUUGAAGAGCAUUGAUUACAACAAACUAUCACCGAAACAACAGACAGAUUUUGAUGUGUUCAAUGAUACAUUAAUGACAGUUGUCCGAGGAUAUGACUGGCGAGAAUACAGCGUUUUGAAUCCUGUAAAUUUCCUAGAAGGUCCACAAGUUGAUCCAUCUGAUCUGCCGAAAAUAACGCCAUUCGAUACGAUAGGUGACUACAUCAGACGACUACAGCUGUUCCCAAAGCAGAUUGAUGAAAUGAUAUCAAGAUUUGAGACAGCAAUAGAAAAGAAGCACACGUAUCAUAAUGUAUCAGUGAACAGAGUUCCAGGUCAGAUAGAUGCCAUUCUUGAAGGCGUAAAUGUUACAACUUUUCCUUUGUACGAACCUUUUUUGGAUCAAUUGACAAACCAUACAACGAUACAAGAGUCCAGAAAGAAGAAGUUGCGACAGAGAGUUAAACCAGCAAUCAAGUUAAUUAUCCAAAAAUAUCGCAGUUUUAAGACAUUUCUUCAAGAUGUGUACUUUCAUAAUCUCAGAACUAAUGUUGGAGUAAGUAGCUGGGAUAAAGGGAGAGAAUUCUAUAAAGAAUGUCUAAGAUGGUACCUUUCAUUGGAUUUAUCACCUGAAGAAGUACAUAACAUAGGGUUAGGAGAAGUGGAAAGAAUUUAUAUAGAAAUGAAAAAGGUCAUGAUGAAACUUAACCACCAAGGCUCUGUGAAAGAAUUUUUUGAUAAAGUAAAAUCAGAUCCCCGGUUCUAUUUACAAAGCGGGGAUGAAGUUACUGAAUGGUACAAGAACGCAAUUCAAAAAGAAAUCAAACCAAAAUUACCAACUUUGUUUAAAAAUCUUCCAGACUUACCAUUAGUUGUGAAACCAAACCCAGUUGAUGGAAUUUUUGGACAGUAUUUUGCAGGGCCUUCAGAUGGAUCCCGACCAGGAGUGUUUCAAGUCAAUGUUCAUCAUCCUAAAAAAAUUACCAACAAUUGAUUUUAUGGCUUUGGCUCUCCAUGAAGCUAAUCCAGGUCAUCAUUUGCAGGUGACAGGAAUUGUCAAACAAGGGUUUUUUUCUUCCAUGUGUAGAUGUUUUUUGAGUCGCCUGCAUAGCAGAACGACACAUUGGGAUCAUUUGGCAUGGCGUCUGUCUAUCCGUCUUUCUCUCUGAUUCUCUGUCUUUCUAUCUGUCUGUUUGUCUCUCUGCCCGUCUCUUAUACCGUAUAUCUUGAGAACUGUAAGAGGUAAGGAUAUGAUACUUUGCUCAUGCAUUGAUUGGUACAAUAGCUUUUGCUAAAUAGCAGGGGCUACUGACCUUAUGAUCUUGAACUUGCCUUUGAGCUGCUUUUCAAAAUAGUUUGUUUAUGCCACUCACACUUAAUUCUCUGAACGGUGAAAUUAAGUCUGAUGUACACUGCUUGUUGUAAGACAUUUUGAAAAAGGAAAAUAGCAAUGUUUCUAUCCAGUUGACUUCCACAUUUGAUUACCAUCAAGAACACACCUAACUGUUAUUAAACAUAUAUCUUUUAGAUUUUGAGAGGUGGGGCAUUUAUAGCAAUCAUAUAUACUGCAUUUUUAUAACCUAAUGAAACUGUGCUUUCUAACUAAUUGAUAUAUACAUUUACCAGAUAAACUAAAAUUUAAAUGUAUUCGCUGCUUAAUCGGAUGAAAAAAAGGAGGAUCUAUAUAUUGACUCGGAUUUAUUAUUCAAGAUAAGUCGUCGACUGACAAUUGUAGUACAGAAGAAGACUCUUAAAUCUUGUUGAAUUAAACUCAUAUAAUUUAAUGAAUUAUUAUUUGAAUUAAAUAUUCAUUUUAGCUUAAAGUGUUGCGGAAUCAUAUAUCAAUUUGAUUUUCACAUUUUAUUACAAAUGCUAUUCUAAUACAGUCUUACUAACCAUA
Molecule: messenger RNA, 2160 nt
Organism: Saccostrea echinata
Lineage: Eukaryota; Metazoa; Mollusca; Bivalvia; Ostreida; Ostreidae
Exons: 12
Coding region: 4-1254 (416 amino acids)
Source: RefSeq, a predicted model, not a curated record